AUGCUCACAUCCCUUAGCGGCGGCCACUUCCAUCCAGCUGUCACUCUCGUCAAGAUCGUCUUCGAGAAGUUCCCCGCCCACAAAGGCGUUGCCUUCGUCGUCGCCCAAAUCCUCGGCGGCUACGUCGCCUGCCUCGUCGUCUACGCCCAAUUCCACAACGCCCUCAUCCCCGUCGAACAAGCUCUCGAAGCCGCCGGCAAGCUCGCCGAGAUCAACUUCACGCCCUCCGGCCCCGCAGGCAUCUUCGGCCUCUACGCCCCGCCCGGCGCGCACCUCGGCUGGGUCUUCUUCAACGAAUUUAUCUGCGACAUUGUGCUCGGCCUGGGCAUCUUCGCUGCCGUUGACCCGUCGAACGUGUUCUGCGCACCCGCGAUGGCGCCGACGUUCAUCGGUGCGGUGUAUGCGGUGUGUAUCUGGGGGUACGCGACCCCAGGGCUGGCGGCGAAUGCGGCGAGGGAUGUCGGUGGGAGGUUGGCGGCGAUGACAAUUUAUGGGAGGGAAGCGAGCGGAGGCUCGUACGCCGCAAUCGCUGCGCUGACGAACAUCCCUGCGAUGUUCCUUGCGUACAUCAUCUACGAGUUCCUGCUCAUGGACACCGACCGAGGUACGCCUUGUCGAGAUCUUUCAUCUUUAAUGACUUCAAAUCUCACGCGUCUCCAGUGA
This is a messenger RNA of Schizophyllum commune H4-8, 663 nucleotides long. RefSeq names its product aquaporin-like protein. The transcript is spliced from 3 exons. The record is from RefSeq and is a predicted model, not a curated record. The coding region runs from base 1 to 663 and encodes 220 amino acids. Gene Ontology annotation, cellular component: plasma membrane. Gene Ontology annotation, molecular function: water channel activity; glycerol channel activity. Gene Ontology annotation, biological process: water transport; glycerol transmembrane transport. NCBI's taxonomy places the organism in Eukaryota, Fungi, Basidiomycota, Agaricomycetes, Agaricales, Schizophyllaceae.